Messenger RNA from Acanthoscelides obtectus, 771 nucleotides. NCBI's taxonomy places the organism in Eukaryota, Metazoa, Arthropoda, Insecta, Coleoptera, Chrysomelidae. The record is from the annotation of a GenBank genome assembly.
UAGUGGAGGCCCAUUUUUACCCACAGCGGGCUAUAUUCCUUAUAACACCGACUUCUCUCCAGUAUUCGAAAUCACAUUCAUAUAUGAAUUCAUUGCUGUUUUAUGUAGCGGAGUCAUGAAUACUGGGGCACUGUCUUUGAUUGAAGGUCUGAUCAUGGUAGUCGGAGCCGAACUAAGAACUCUGAAUGAUUCUUUGGAGAACCUGAAGGAGUAUUCAGAAUCCACCAUUGGAGUAUAUGGCAAAGGCUGUUAUCAACUGGCUUCUGAAGAACUUGACAGGAAGAUGAUCGAAAAUCUCAUAGAUUGUCUCAUCAAACACAAAUAUAUCAUAGGGUUCUUAAAUGAAAUAUCAUUCAUAUUUGGCAAGGCCCUAUUAGUUCAGUAUAUGAUCAUUGUACUUAUGUUGUGCACAGCGUUGUUUGAAAUGACAAAGGUUCCUGUAGGAAGUGUUCCGUUUUUCUCUUACAUUUGCUUUCAAUAUUGCUCAGUUACUGGAAUAUUUGUAUUGUGUUAUUUUGGAAAUGAAGUUAUAGUAGAGAGUACUAGAUUAACCUCUUCGGCUUACAGUUGCGAUUGGACUGGGUGCUCCCAAACAUUCAAAAAGCUUCUUCUUAUCUUUAUGAUCAGAUCUCAAAAAGGACUAGAACUAUAUGCUGCUAAUGUGUUUUCCAUAUCAUUGGAGAACUUUUUGAAGAUUAUGAAAUCGGCGGUUUCGUACUUUACAGUCCUCCAGCAGUUCAGUGAUGAAAUGGCCUGAAGAGAUACGUUGAC